AUGCCGCCAAGGACGAAGGUUACGCGACGCCGAAAUACUUUCUCCCGGCUCUGCCGGACGUUAGACACGUACUUAAGCGGGAGCAGCGACCACAGAGCCACACCACACCCACCUCCCCCGUUGCCAGGACAGCUGCAGCAGUCGCCCGAGAUGCAGAGUGUCGCCGUCCUCGCCUGCCUGCUGGCCGCCGCCCACGCCGGGCUCGUAGCGCCGCCCCACCUCCCUGCGGCUCCAGCGCCGGCGCCGGCCCACCUCGUCGCCUACGACCACUACGCGCCGCCCAGCUACAGGUUCGACUACGCCGUGGCCGACUCGCACACGGGCGACGCCAAGACGCAGUUCGAGCACCGCGACGGCGACCGCGUGACCGGCGCCUACAGCCUCAUCGACGCCGACGGCACGACCCGCAUCGUCGAGUACACGGCCGACGACCACAACGGCUUCCAGGCGGUCGUGAAGCGCGUCGGACACCCGACGCCGGCGCCGCCCAGGGCCGUGGUCGUGGCCGCCCCCGCUCCGGCACCCGCCGCCCACGCGCCGGUGUACGCCGCCCCUGCCCCGGCUCCAGCCCCCGUCGCCCACGCCGCAGUUUAUGCUGCCCCCGCCGCCCACGCGCCGGUGUACGCCGCCCCCGCCCCAGCCCCCGUCGCCCACGCCGCUGUUUAUGCUGCCCCUGCCGCCCACGCUCCGGUGCACGCCGCCCCCGCAGCUGUUUCGGUCGCCCCCGCUCCCGCCGCCCACGCAUACUCGUACCCGGCACCCGCGCACGGUCCCGCGCCUUACCACGGGUAGGCGUGACGCCCAUCAGAAUUCGUCGUUUUUCUCCGCAUAGUUGUCCGUAAGAGAGUUGUAUGUUUACAUAAACGACCCGUCGCCAUCUCGCAUACCAACUUCAGCACUGUUGACUCAUCACUCUUUUAUCGUCCAUUACCAUGUAUUUUCUAAAACGAGCAUGUACUGUAAAAUAAACUAUAUUUUCUAAA
Molecule: messenger RNA, 983 nt
Organism: Schistocerca cancellata (South American locust)
Lineage: Eukaryota; Metazoa; Arthropoda; Insecta; Orthoptera; Acrididae
Product: cuticle protein 19.8-like
Exons: 1
Coding region: 1-792 (263 amino acids)
Cellular component (GO): extracellular matrix
Source: RefSeq, a predicted model, not a curated record